Ylistrum balloti is the source of this 4683-nucleotide messenger RNA. Its product is annotated as EF-hand calcium-binding domain-containing protein 6-like. Gene Ontology annotation, cellular component: nucleoplasm. Gene Ontology annotation, molecular function: calcium ion binding. The record is from RefSeq and is a predicted model, not a curated record. Bases 1 to 4683 code for a protein of 1560 amino acids. Lineage: Eukaryota; Metazoa; Mollusca; Bivalvia; Pectinida; Pectinidae. The transcript is spliced from 30 exons.
AUGGCGACCGCAAUGCCAAGUCUGCUUCCAGCAAGCACAGGCGUGCAGUUUAAUGCCAGACCCAGUACUAGAUUGAGAGACCACUCCAGACUCAAACAUCUUGGCUCCUCAUCUUCUCAUGCAGGAUCACCAGUAGCCUCAGAGAUUGGAGUAAACUCUCCAACUGGUAGCAUGUCUAGUAUUGAAGUUGAGGCUCUGUUACGGGAGAAGGUGAGAGCCAACCACCAGAAUAUUAUACAGGGGUUUCAUACUUACGAUAUUGAACAAAAUCAGAGCGUAACUAAGGGCGAGUUUCGCCGCGUUCUCGAGUCAUUUUGUUGUCAUCUCACCACUGAGCAGUUUGAAGCAGUUUUAGCAAAGGUUGACAAAAACCCAAAUGGAACGGUCAAGUACUUGGACUUUUUAGACAAGUUUUAUGGUCAAGACACCCGAAUAGCCAGUCCAGAAAAACGUGUCAAUGGUCCAAUGAGUUCGGGAACAGAAAAGUUCAUGCCUCCGACAACUGCACGAGAAAUCAACAUCGAUAUGAUUGAAAAGAUGUUGAAAGAUCGGAUUUCCAACAAUAUGAAGGCGGUCAUCAAAGCUUUACAGAUGUUUGACUAUAACAGGGAUGGGAAGAUCCAGCGACACGAACUACGCAGAGUGUUGGAUAACUACUGUUUCAAACUCUCUGAUUCACAGUUUGAGAAGCUUUGGAUGCGGUACGACUUCCACCACACUGGUUUGUGUAACUACAAACAGUUUCUGGAACGUAUGGGUGUAAGCGUGGCACAACAUUCUCGUCCGCCACCACAAGAUGGUGCCAAGGGAGCAUUGCUGUGGCCCCAAAAGCCUCCACCUCCUGCCAUGGGAAAUACUCUCCUAAAACAGAGGAAAGAUGAUGAGCAAGCCUUACAGAAAAUGAGUUUUGACCAAAUCGAGGCUGAGUUCAGACUGCGGAUGAGACGGAACUACCUGAACCUGAAGAAGAUUUUUAUUUCAUUUGAUCGUAACCUGGACGGGUUUAUAAAUCUGGAAGAUCUUAGAUCUAUUCUCACACAGUUCACCAUCCCAAUGUCGGACCCUCUAUUUAAACAGCUGAUGGAAAGAUGUAAUGUCCGGGGAACUGGCAAGAUAUCUUGGGAGGCAUUUUUAGAAAAGUUCCAAGAUGCCCAAGCUCCAGGGAAUGGACAGACACUUCCCAUCAAACCAGGCCACAAAUUUUUCCCGAUUCGGGAAGAGAUGCAGAAGUUUGAGGUGGAUGAUAUUUGGCGACUGCUGUAUAAACAUGUACACAAUCACUACCAUUCUAUCAAACAAGCAUUCUUACAGUUUGAUAUCAAUCGUAGAGGGCGUGUGACGAGGAAAGAAUUAAGAAACAUCAUUGAAAAGUUUACAUUCCGGUUGGAUGAUCAACAGUUCAAACAGUUGAUGCUGAAACUGGACCCCGAGCAUACAAACAAUAUCUCCUAUCAUCAGUUCCUGAGUCUAUUUGAGGAAACUGAAUCUCUGGCCGAGGGUCACAAAUGGCUGAAUUCAGUGCAUAAAUUCAACGAAAAUCCAAAACCAGCUAUCAUGGCUUGGGAAACGAUAGAAGACAUCUUAAGAGAAAAAAUCACAGAAAAUUGGAAGUCUGUAUCGGGUGCUAUCGUGGAUUGUGACCAUAAAGAUCAAGGAUACAUUACCCAGGAACAAAUGAAAAAAGUCAUUGAUAAUUACGUUUUACCAAUCUCUGACCAGCAUUUCAGCCAUAUGCUACAGAGAUGUGAUGACUGUGGUAACGGCAGAGUUAACUAUGUAGAAUUCCUGGAAAAACUUAACGUGGAUGUUACUCCGGGAGAUCUCCUCGGACUCAGUACUCAAAUUCAUGAUGAGAGUCAUGUCCGUGAAAACUUCCGUUGUAGAGACCAGCUGGAACGACAAAUUCGAAAUAUACGGAGGGCAAAACACAAAACAGACAACAUGACAGCAGAUGAAGUGAUGGCUCGUCUGAAAGACAGAAUGUCCCAACACAAGAUGCAGAUCCGACAGGCUUUUCUGUCAUUUGAUAAAAGUGGCAAAGGAAAAGUAAACAAACGCAAUUUCAGAGAAGUAUUGGUCAGUAUGGGUAUGCCAAUGGCAGAUGAACCUUUCCAGGAACUUGUUUCCAAGAUUGGGUUCCAGAACAGUUCUAUGUUGUACAGCGACUUUGUCCAGGCUUUCGAGGAUCCAAGGAUCCGUGGUCCAGGUGAUGAUGUACAGCGUACUGGAAACCACCACGUCAACCCCAUCAGGGGAGAUGAGUAUGGAAUGUCUGCUGAUGAGGUGGAGAAGAAAUUACUCAGCAAGCUACGUGAAAAUUUUGCUAAUUUACGGGCUGCAUUUUAUAAAUUUGAUGAUGAUCACAAUGGAAUUCUUACAAAAAGUAAUUUCCGAAGACUUUUGGAUUCGUUCAUGUGUAUAAUGUCGGACGAUGAGUAUGAAGUUUUGUGUAAACGAAUGGGUAUAGACUCCAAGUCACGGAUAACAUAUGAAGACUUCUUACGGAGAUUUGAGAUCAGGGACACUGCUGAAGGUCACAAGUGGCUCAACUCAGUUCAUAGAUAUAACGACACACAGCCAACUGCAGAGUUGACAGCAAUGGAAGCCCAUGGAGAAUUGAAACGGAAAGUCCAUCAGCAGUGGAAGGACAUAGCAGGGGCAUUUAUCAGUAUCGACUCCCGUGGAAAAGGAAUCAUCACAAAGCGAGACUUGAGAGAUUUGUUAUUUAGAUUUGUGCUACCCAUGUCACCAGAGGAAUUUAAAGGCUUAUGGGAAAUGUAUGAUACAGCUGGCAAAGGUUUCCUUUCACAUAAAGACUUCCUGGUGAAGCUGGGUACGUCCGCUGAGUUCACGCCCACUGAUAUCAUCGGUACGAGUAGCAAGAUCAUCAAUGACAGUAAACAGUACAUCAUCGACCAUAAUAAACAACAGCUCGGCAAACAUCAAAGGAUCACGCAACACCAGGCAGAGCGGGUGUUGUUUAUGUCUGCAGAAGAGGUGGAGCGACAACUCAGAGAUAAGAUCAGGGACAACUACAAAGAUUUCUAUGCUGCGUUCAUGAAGUACGAUACAGAGAAGAAAGGUUCAUUGUCUGUUAGAGAUGUCCAGAAGGUCCUCACAGACUUCAGCCUCUUUAUGGUUGAUGAGGAAUUUUUCCUUCUCCUUGAUAGGAUUGGAUUACCUACCAACAGAAGUCGCCUUAACUAUGAAGCUUUCCUGAUGGCAUUUGAAGAUGGACGCAAGUCUGCCUAUGGACAUAGAACACCUGAAUUACAUAUCUCAAAGUAUGUAGGUCUCACACCCCAGGAGGCUGAGGGACGCCUGCGUGAAAUGGUCGCUAAAAACUACGACCUUCUAAGCAAGGCGUUUGCAGCUUUUGAUAAAGAUAAAACGAACAUGAUGCCAUUGGCAGAUUUCCGAAGAACAUUAGAUAUCUUCAUGUUUAAAUUGACCGAGGCUCAGUGGAAAUACCUAAAGACUCGGCUCCAGAUCACAGAGAACCAAGUCAACUAUCUCAUGUUCAUGGAUAACAACACUGUCAACACUUCAGAUGAUGCAGAGAGGUGGUUAGCCAAUCUAACAAGAAAUAUCAACGCCCAAACACCAAGUCUAAACUCUAUGGAAGACAUACAAAAUCGUUUGAAGGAAACAGUGAUUGGUCAUUUUAACAAUUUGGCUCGAGCCUUCACUGACCUGGAUUACGCUGGAAUUGGGGUCGUCUCUAAGGAGGACUUCAAGGAAGUCAUUAAUAAGACCGCCUUCAGGAUCACAGAGGAACAGUUUGACAACUUGAUGGCUUACAUCCCAACAAAUGAGUUUGGAAAUGUUGACUACAAACAAUUCAUGAAGCAGUUUUCAUCAACCAGUGAAGAGAUGGAUAAACUAGAACCUCUUCCUCAGCGCCCUGCAUCAACUCUGUUGGGACGACGCCCACAGUCAAGGGCUGUUUCACGAGCAAUGUCACGCUCAAUGACACAGCUGGAUAUGAGGAAAACUGGCUCCAGAAUGUCUAGAGGACCAUCUCGUAUGGCCACACCGAUGAUCAAUGCUGAGUCUGCGGAACAGCAACUGAAGGAAGUUAUUUUCCGUCACUGGAAGGAUAUCCAACGUUUGUGCAGAAAUCAGGAUCGUAACAACACAGGCACUAUUGCUGCUGAUGAUAUACUAGAAAUCUUUGAUAAGUUUGGAGUACAGAUUCCACAGCAUGACAUCAGCGAUCUCUUAACAAAGUAUGAUAUUCAGGAAGAUGGAACGUUCUCCUACGUUGAUUUCCUCAGGCAUUUCAUCAUAAACCUCAAAGGUGGCGACCAAAUUGGUCCCUCCACAUCAAGGAAACAAAUACCUUCGACACGAGUAACAGUGAGUACAUAUUUCUUAAACUAUGAAUGUUUUCUGUAUUUCCAGACUGAAAACGGUCCCGCAUCUAACCAAUUUUACGAAGCAAUGAUCAGGGUUCGGGAUUGUGUGAUGCAAAAUUGGAAAGAAAUGAGACGGAAUUUCCGUUCUCUUGAUCCCGGGAAUUCGGGCAGUGUAGAAGCUAUGGACUUCCGCAGAGUUUUACGACAAUUUAACAUGAAUCUCUCCGAGGAAGAAUUCUAUCACCUGGCAUCUUAUUAUGACAAAAGCGUAGAAGGAAUUAUCAAUUAUAACGACUUCAUCAGAGCGUACCUUCAAUAUUCCUGA